This is a messenger RNA of Leguminivora glycinivorella, 3209 nucleotides long. RefSeq names its product insulin-like growth factor-binding protein complex acid labile subunit. Bases 422 to 2704 code for a protein of 760 amino acids. The transcript has 4 exons. Lineage: Eukaryota; Metazoa; Arthropoda; Insecta; Lepidoptera; Tortricidae. The record is from RefSeq and is a predicted model, not a curated record. Gene Ontology annotation, molecular function: protein binding.
ACGCACGUGUUAUCUAUAUACGAAAUUUUUAAACAAAAUUUUAAGAUUUAUUUAAAAACGUCACAAAUAAUCGCGCUGUGAUCAUCAUCUGCAUUACUUUGGAGUAUUUGCGAUAAAAUAAAUCUGUUAUUUUUUUUGUACUGAAGUGUUAUAUGACUAAGCUUUCCUAGGAGGGUGUGGAUCAGUGCACAAAUGAAAUAAGUGUAAAAAAACAUAUCUAUGAACUAUAUGUGAAUAUGUUUUACUUAUUGGAAAGGUGAAAGUAAACAAGGGCAAUAACCGACCUUUUAGGUAACAUUUUGAAAGCACUGCAAAGCCUUCGACCUGUGAUGAGUAUAAGUACAUGGGCUCUUGUAAAUUAUGCAAUCAAUAUGCUCAAGAGUUGGUUCACGGCUCUGAUAACGGAUAGGAAUGUAACACUAUGAAUCAUCAACUCGUACUUGUGACAGCAUGUCUUGUGCUACCUUUGCUGACACGAAGUUCGACUACAUUUUUGGAUUUCGAUGGCAUAAAUUCUAAUGAAUUGUGUUUUUCCUGCACAUGCAAUGAUGAUAGAACUAAUGUCGACUGUUCAAGAAGAGGACUCACUGAUAUACCGGAAGGAUCUGGUGAUAUGGUACAGAAGCUGAAUAUUUCAAAUAAUGAAAUAUCAAUCUUUCCAUCAAACUUAAGCAGAUUCUAUAACUUGGUCACCCUGGAUAUCAGUUCGAAUCUGCUGAAAGAGUUGCCAGAAAAUGCGUUCCAAAAUCUUACCAAAUUAGAAUCACUAAACUUAUCCAGCAAUGAAUUCGAAGAAUGGUUUCACUUGAACCCAAAUUACUUCAUCAAACAGGCCGUGCACUUGAAAACGUUGGAUUUAUCGCGUAACAAAUUUAGGACACUUGGAAAUUUGGCAAAUCAAGAAUUGUUGAUAAGUUCUUCGUUGGAAACAUUAAUCUUGAACGAUUGCGAAAUCGAAUCCAUACACGGCAGAUCCCCAUUAGGUGGGCUUGAUAACCUAAGAGUGCUCAAAUUGAACAACAAUCCGUUGUUGAGAAUUCAAGGCAUCGUAUCAACUACUUUGAAAAGUCUUUACUUGAGCAAUUGCCUCCUCACUACGAUUGGUCAGAAUGAUCUCCUAUACUUACCAUCUUUAAUAUAUUUGAGAUUGUCACGAAACUUCAGGUUAGAUUUAUCAACAGCAAGUACACAUUUGUUUUCAGAUUCCAUUAAAUACCUAGACAUUUCAUAUUGUAACAUUAUGCAGCCCAGCUUACAAGGGUUCCCAAAUUUAAGAAAAGUGUUAAUCAAUCACAAUAUGAUUAGGUACUUACGAAGUAAUGAAUUCAUAAAUAAUAGUAAGCUGGAACAUUUGGACUUGUCGUAUAAUAACAUUGGUUCUCUAAGGUCGGACACCUUCAAAGGGCUCAGCAUAUUAAAAUAUUUAGACUUAUCGUGGAAUGAAAUUGCUAAUGUACCUGAAGACAGUUUAUUAGACAUGCCGUCACUGACAUACAUUAAUCUUUCGAGAAAUUAUUUGACAAGAGUUGGACAUUUGAGAUCUUUAUCCGUGAACACGGUGGACAUGAGUCAAUGCGAAAUCACAACCAUAGGAAAGGACUCGUUUGAAGGAUUACAAUCAUUAGUCGAUAUAAAUCUCUCUCACAACUUAUUGUCACAUAUCCCUGACAGUAUUUCAUCAAACACACUCCAAUAUUUAAAUUUGAACUACAAUAGAAUUAGUGCCAUAAGUAACUACACAUUUUUUAUGUUACCAAGGUUGACGGGAUUAGGUGUUAUUGGAAAUAGAUUCACUGUUAUUUGGAGCAGGGAACAUUUCCAAUCAAAUCCGUAUUUAGAGCGGUUGGAUCUUAGUGACAAUAUGUGGCGUUGUGAUUGCACUGAUGAUAACAUGUAUGAUUUUUUCGAGUUUGUGACCUUAGAACCUAAUAAAAAAGAGGAAUCUUAUAAUUUAAUUUGCAACAGUCCUUCCAAUGUUGUUGGACGAACUUGGUUAGAAGCAUGCUACUACACAUGGAAUCCCACUGAAAGCAGGUCUAGCCCGGAUAGCGUCAUCUGGUUUAUUAUUAUUAUGAUAAUAGGUUUGGCCUUGUGUCUUAUCUUAGUUAAUACCAUCAAACGAUCUAUGAAACGCCGUAUGGCGUCAAUACAAGCAGAGCGUGAAAGGCAAGUGGAAGAAGCGAGAGAUAGGUUAAGACAGCUGCGGAUGAGAGCGGAGCAGGAAGCACUCUGCAAUGCCCCGGACCCUCGAGAUUUGGUCGCACCACCAUCUUACGACGAAGCUCUCUCAAUGCCGAAAUUGAACGCAUCCUGUCGUUCUCUGUGCGAAGUUGGAACUGAGAAAACUAAAAGGAAGAAAGGGCGGAGAAAAACAAAGUCCAGUGGAGACUUGCUUGAAGAGACGGAAAGAAAUGGAGAUGUGACAAUUCUGAAUGAUUUGGAUCGUAGUGAGACGCCUGACAGCAGUCGCAGACGAAGUCGUAGAAGGCGACCAGCUAGGUAUGGCAGUCAUGAAAUAACUGAGCUAGAACAUUCGCCAGGAGCUCGGCGGCGACGUAUGUCGGAAUACAUCGGAGACGGCGCCGACGGUGACACAGAAGACAGCGUCACUGUAGAAGUAGAGGCGGAAGUGGAGAGGCCACUACGGCCUAGAAAUCGGAGGCAUUCUGUUGAUGACGACGACCUAAGAGAAAGUAAUUUUUAAAAAUGUCCUGGUAAUAUAAGUCAAGUAAUUAUACGUAGAUGUAUGAAAUGAACUUGCAAUGCUUUUAAGACAAAGGUAACUAACCCUAAGGUAGGUACCCAAAAAAAUUAUUUUUUCUUACAAAAACAAGACAGGUUGCUUAGAAUUAUGAAUAAUGCAUGAAAUAUGAGUUUCGCUUACAUAUUUAUACCCCUAAAUCCUAAAUAACUGGUUAUUCUGUUAAAAAAAAUGAGUUACUAUUGGUAAAUAUCUUCGUAAAUAACAUACUUCCCUUCGUUAUAAACCAGUUUAAUUAAGACUAUAGCCGAAGUAUCUAAGUAGGUACCUAAUUUAAUGUUUGAAUAAGAAGUCAGAACUACAAUUGCCUUUUGUUUUGUUUUUUUUUUUUUAAUUAUUUUUAUGAGUACCUGUAUGUAUAUCCUAUAACAAAUUGUGUAGAUUUUGUUUUGUAAUAUAGGGAGGAAAGUAGUCGCUGUUUGUAAUUUUAUGUAAAGCGGUCGUCCAC